Verruconis gallopava is the source of this 1994-nucleotide messenger RNA. RefSeq lists its product as uncharacterized. The transcript has a single exon. The record is from RefSeq and is a predicted model, not a curated record. Bases 250 to 1944 code for a protein of 564 amino acids. Lineage: Eukaryota; Fungi; Ascomycota; Dothideomycetes; Venturiales; Sympoventuriaceae.
CAAAGAUACCUCCGUACGGCAUAGACUCAAGAAAAGAGGAUAUGUAAAGAGGCACAGCACAUGUAGACAGCCCAUAUAUAGCUGUUUCAUAGCGAAUGGUGUGCAUUGCUGCCUGCUCAGCUACCCUGACUGUGAUCGUAUCAGUGGAUCACUAGAUUCAACACUCCUUGCUACUGCAAUUAUUUUAGUCGACUCUUUGCUCUUUUGUUCAUCCUACUUUCUCUUAAUGCUUGCGGCGUGUAUAUCGCUAUGUCAUCGCCUUUCAAUCGCCGAACACCAGAGUCAUACUUCGCUGGCUUGAGAAGAAAAGAUUCGAAGAAUGCGCUUACGACCUGCCAUGGUAUCACAGAGAAAGGUCGGGCAUGUCGUAGAGCUUUAGUUUCGCCGAAGAACUCGUCCAGAUUUGAUGGUAUAGUUGUGAUCACCGAGAGCGUCGAGGAUCCUGCAAUAUUCUUCUGCUGGCAACAUAAGGAUCAAGCGAAUGCUUUCCAUCAAUACGAUGAGGGUAGCGUGGUGUCAAUAAAAGGCCGACAUAGUCUUGAAGAAGCAUUCAGGAGUUUGGGGCUGGAUGAUGUGAAUGAACAGUCGACUCUAUCGAUCAAGAAGCCGUCGCCUACUGCCCAUAAAACUCGGAUUCCAGAACCGGCUGCAGUUGUGAAAGAUCAAUCCCAACCUUUUUCCAGGCCAUCGAGGUGUUCCAACCAGGAAAAAAACCCGAAUGCACAUUACAAGCGUAAGAACCCUCUUAAUGGAGACAUCACACGUUCGAAACGAAAACAAUCCGGAUCUUCGCGACAAACUUCAUCGACUGGCAUCCUUAGUUUAUUUGCUUGCUGUCUGGGUAUUACCAAUUCAAUUCCAAGCGACAAGACGUCUCAAAUGAACCGCGAGCGGCAUUCUGGUUCACGACCUGUCAAAAUAAAUCGCGAGAGGGUAGAUCGGCGUGGGCGUUCGAAUGUUGAGAUGCCAGCAACAAUUGGCCCGAGGAGUGAGAUUGUCCAGCAAUCGAGAAUACCAGUAGAUAUUCGCAGGAAAGAGGUUAAAGCUCACCUAAAAAAAGACUCUGCCAUAGGGAUAACAGACGGCGGGGAGAUGCGAAGAAUAGUUCGCGAAGAACGUCAGGACAUUGAUCGCUCAAAAGUGCAAUCACCAGCUCGAGAAAAAGUGAGGGCCUACAGAGAUUCAGACCCAAUGCAAGCUCUGAGAAAGGAGUAUCAGCAUCGCGGGAAUCCUAAAUCAGACUCUCUUUUUGGUGUUCCGGGUCACCGGCCACUGAAGUCUAGAUCAAAAUCCUCGCCUGAUGCACAACAGUUGCAACGUCUCCAUGGAGAUUGGCCACCACCGUUGCCGCCCAAUGCAACAGAUGCAAUGCGUCUGACCUACGCGAAGUUACUCACUACCAUGAGUGAACCGCCAAGUCGAACAGACUCCCCAGGCUAUAUCUACAUAUUCUGGCAAACAGACGUCGAGCAAACCGACGACGAGACAUCCGCAGUGACAUCCAUCAUGUCAGCACAAAGGCUUGAUCAUGGCCUGAAAAGGCAAGAAACUAUUCUUCAGCAACGGUUCUUCCAGACCUCGGUCAAUGCACAGCAGUCUAACGCGGAAAAGCGAAAAGUUUUCCUUAAGAUUGGACGUGCCGCAAAUGUUCACUGGAGACUGAAUCAGUGGAAGAGGCAAUGCGAGUAUGAAAUUUCACUACUUAGAAGCUAUCCGUACAGUUUGAAUGGUAAGGGAGAACAUCGAAAGGUUCCUAAUGUGGCCAAGGUGGAACGUCUUAUUCACCUGCACCUUGAGAUGCUUGGUCAAAGAGUAAAUAAGCAAUGUAGAUGCGGUGCCGAGCAUAAGGAAUGGUUUGAAAUCGACGCUACGGUCCAGGGGGUUCGAAAAGUGGAUGAGAUUGUGCGAAAUUGGGUGGCCUGGAGUGAGGAAAAGUUUUCAUAAUAGAUCUGGAAUACUUGGGUCUAGUAGAUACCCCUUUCUCCUUCUCAGAA